Marchantia polymorpha subsp. ruderalis is the source of this 2707-nucleotide messenger RNA. Lineage: Eukaryota; Viridiplantae; Streptophyta; Marchantiopsida; Marchantiales; Marchantiaceae. The record is from the annotation of a GenBank genome assembly.
UCUGCAUGUGUGGGGAAAAAGGGGCCGUCUUCUUGUUGGCAUGACGGGCAUGGAGGCCGUGGUACGUACGAGAAAUCCAGACUACGUCUGCAGGAGGAGGCCCAUGAAAGGGAACGUCCUGCUUCGCAAAAUAUUCACAGCAGUGCUUUUCGAGGAUCGGUGCUGUGCCAUUCAAUCAUUUACGGCACGCACUGACUCACAGCCCCGUGACCCUCUGCUCUCCUCUAGGCUCUAGGCUCGUCGUCAUGCCUUGGUUUUUUAGUCGAUGACUGGAUCUGCACGUGAGCUCCUGCGGCUCAGAAACGCAUCAGGCUGCAUGAUUCGACGCUUUCUGCUCCAUAUAUCAGAGUGAUUCGACGGUAUGGCUCAGCCCCGAGUAGUAGGCCACGGGCGUUAGGUAGGCAUCGAGACCUCGUCCUCCUCGUCCGCCUCCUCCUCCUCACGCAGGCACCUCGUCUUCAUCUGCCAUCUCGGCCGAGCCGGCGGCGCAAUCCGAGCUCUGCCAGGGUGCGGGUGGUGGAGCCAGCCGCUCCUGGAGUUGUCAUCUGUCUGGAUCGGUUGCUAGUCCAGACAGAUGGCGAUGGGGAAGUCAAUCGUCAGAAUUCUAUGCGGUCUCGUAGUUUUGGGCGGGCUGGGCACCGAGGGACCUUCAUCUGGGAGUGAGUUCCCAAGCACCUCUGCAAGAUUAUAAUUCUCAGGUUCUCGUACAUCGGCACGAAUCCAUCGGUUUUGGUAUUCCAAGCGGAGGUUUGGAGAAAUCAUGGACGUGAGAGUGGGAGAAUUGGUGCUGCAUGAGGAUGAGGGUGCGGGGAAGGAGAACGGACAUCAGGAGAAUGGACGAAAGGAGCCCCGGUACGCGACCAUCGCAGCUCAGGCGGGAUUUUGUCAAGAGGGCAAUGCGUUCAGUGGCACUAAACACGGGAAAGCCAUCUUCACAGCUUCUGUGUACGAAUUCGAGACCUUGGAAGAGCUUCGUGCUUCGACGUACUCGUACAGGAGGUUGGGAAAUCCCAACUCGGACGACCUCGCUCACGCGCUUGCAUGUCUCGAGUCUGCCGAGUCAGGGCUGGCAACGUCGUCGGGAAUGGGGGCCGUGGUGGCCACGGUGUUGGGGCUGCUGAAGGGUGGGGAUACGGUGUUCGUGCACGGCGACACGUACGGCGGCACAUUCUCCUUCUUCGAGCAGGACGUCAGGCGCUUCGGCAUCCACGUCGAGAUGCUGGACGUGAUGGACGUGCUGCAACUCGACUCCGCUCUGGCUCGAUGGCACCACCAGCACCAGCAGCAGCUCGAGGGCCGCAACGACGACGUUCGGGCCCUGGUGUUCUGCGAGUCGAUCACGAACCCGUUGAUCCGAGUGGCCGACGUGCCGGGCAUGAGCGCUGUGUGCCGAAAGCACGGUGCUCUGCUCGUCGUCGACAACACGUUCGGCACCCCUCUCAGGAGAAAACCUCUUCUGCAGGGUGCAAACAUCGUCGUGCACUCGGCGACGAAGUUCAUCGGAGGGCACAGCGAUCUCAUCGCGGGAGCUGUCGUGGGACCUGCCAAGCUCGUGGAUCGGGCCCGAGGAGUGGCCCAUCGAUGGGGCCUCACGAUCUCGCCCUUCGACGCUUGGCUUUGCACUCGAAGCAUCCGCACGCUGCAGGUGCGGAUGGAGCGGGCGUGGGUGACGGCCGAGAGGCUGGCGGAGCGCGUCGCGGCGGAAGAGCGCGCCGUCGUGAGAGUGCACGCGGCGCCGCAGUGCGCCGUGUUCAGCUUCGAGGUGGCGGGGGGCGCCGAAGGGGCCAGUCGCGUGUUCGACAAGCUGAGCUUGAUCAAGAUCGCUCCGAGCCUCGGAGGCGUGACAACCACUGUGUCUCAUCCAGCCACGAGCUCCCACGUGUCUCUGGGCGCGGCCGAGCGCGCACGCCUGGGCAUUCCCGACGGCCUCAUUCGCAUCUCGGUCGGCGUGGAGGACGUCGAGGACCUCGCCCACGACCUGCUGCCCGCGGUUCGCGCAGCUGUCUGCCACGUGUAAUCCGUGCCACGUCCCUCGUAGCUCCUCGAUGGAAUCUCUGGCUCAUGAAGGAGCAAGGACUUGAAAUGGAAGCGUAAUUUUUGUCAUCGUGUCUUCCAAACCGAAACAUCUCGUUGAGUUUUAGGAGGGUAACAGAUCAAAUUUAUGUAAUGCACACAAGUAGAAGUGUGUCCACAUAGAUCGGCUAGAGGAAUGAAGAAUUUCUCGUAAUGUAUGUUUCAUGUCUUCCAAAAUUCAACAUCUCGUUGAGUUUUAGGAGGGGAACCGAUCAUAAAUAUGUUAUUCAUAUAAGUACAGGUCUAUCCACGUAGAUCGCAAGUCGAGGAACGAAGAUUUUCUCGUAAUUUAUGUCUCAUGUCUUCCAAAUCUCAACAUCUCGUUGAGUUUGAGGAGGGGAACAGAUCAUAAUUAUUUCAUGCAUAUAUGAGGGGUAUCCACAUAGAUCACAACUAGAGGAAAGAAGAAUUUCUCGUGAUUUAUGUUUCAUGUCUUUCAAAUCUCAACAUCUCCUUGAGUGUAGGAGGAGAGCAAAUCAUAGUUAUGUCAUGCAUAUAAAUAUUGGGGUAUCCACAUAGAUCACAACUAAAGGAAGGAAGAAUUUUUUGUGAUUUAUGCAUCAUGUGUUCCAAAUUCAACAUCUCGUUGUGUUUCAGCAGGGGAACAGUUUGGAAGUCUCUUCUCAGCACCUAC